Molecule: messenger RNA, 826 nt
Organism: Pteronotus mesoamericanus
Lineage: Eukaryota; Metazoa; Chordata; Mammalia; Chiroptera; Mormoopidae
Product: serine/arginine-rich splicing factor 3-like
Exons: 1
Coding region: 165-611 (148 amino acids)
Biological process (GO): mRNA splicing, via spliceosome
Cellular component (GO): nuclear speck
Molecular function (GO): RNA binding
Source: RefSeq, a predicted model, not a curated record
GAGAAUAUUUCUGAAUCACAUACCUCAUAAAGGAAUCUAAUCUAGGCCAUUUCGUGGACGCCGGGUAGGGGAAAGCAUCUGUGGGAGCCGGGCGGAGGAGCGAGGAAGAGCCGUCGGAAGGUGUGCGAAUUUAAGCUGUGGAGUCUCUAAUUCAAGAUCUCGAGAUGCAUCGUGAUUCCUGUCCAUUGGAUUGUAAGGUUUAUGUAGGUAAUCUUGGAAACAACGGUAACAAGACUGAAUUGGAACGAGCUUUUGGCUAUUAUGGACCACUCCGAAGUGUGUGGGUUACUAGAAACCCUCCCGGCUUUGCUUUUGUUGAAUUUGAAGAUCCCCGAUCUUCAGCUGAUGCUGUUCGAGAGCUAGAUGGGAGAACACUAUGUGGCUGCCGAGUAAGAGUGGAACUGUCGAAUGGUGAAAAGAGAAGUCGAAAUCGUGGCCCACCUCCCUCUUGGGGUCGCCGCCCUAGAGAUAAUUAUCGGAGAAGGAGUCCUCCACCUCGUCGCAGAUCUUCAAGAUGGAGAAGCUUUUCCCGCAGCCGGAGCAGGUCCCUUUCUAGGGAUAGGAGAAGAGAGAGAUCACUGUCUUGGGAAAGAAAUCACAAGUCGUCCUGAUCUUUCUCUAGGUCUCGUAGCCGAUCUAGGUCAAAUGAAAGGAAAUAGACCAGUUUUCAAGAGGAGUGGUGUACAGGAAAUAACUUCAUUUGACAGGAGUAUGUGCAGAAAAUUCAAGUUUUGUUUGAGACUUCAUAAGCUUGGUGCAUUUUUAAGAUAUUUUAGCUGUUCACCUUUGUCUUGGAACAGUGACAUGAAGAUGUAAUUCUCUAUGG